Molecule: messenger RNA, 1496 nt
Organism: Abrus precatorius (Indian licorice)
Lineage: Eukaryota; Viridiplantae; Streptophyta; Magnoliopsida; Fabales; Fabaceae
Exons: 5
Coding region: 86-1363 (425 amino acids)
Biological process (GO): protein transport
Source: RefSeq, a predicted model, not a curated record
AUACGUAAAGAAGCAUCUUGUGCUAUCUAAUUCCAUUCAUAACUCGAAUUCAUUUGAAGAAGCAGGAAAUUGUUGAAGUAGAAACAUGGGUCUGCUUGGAAAAAGCUUCACUUCCAAAUUCAAAACCAUCACCACACUUGCUGUUUCUAGGAUUUUUAUCUUGAAGAACCAACACAAAGCUAGAGCCUCUUAUGCAUGGUCUGAUGUAGCUCAGCUCUUGAACCUUGGUUACCAUGAUCGUGCUCUACCUCGUGUGGAUCAAUGGAUAAUCGAACAAAACACGCUGGAUGUAUUUGCUAUGAUAGAAAUUUACUGUAAUUUCUUGAGAGAAAGAGCUGAAGUUCUUGAAAAGAACAAGGAGUGCCCCAUUGAGCUCAAGGAAGCAACAUCCAGCCUUAUCUUUGCAUCCUCAAGGUGUGGAGAUUUUCCAGAGCUGCACCAGAUACGAGAGAUUUUGACAUCAAAAUUUGGGAAAGAAUUUGCAGACCAUGCUGUUGAGUUACACAAAAAUAAUAGAGUGAACUCUAAGAUGAUACAAAAGCUUUCAAAACGGCCGGGCAUGGAAAUCAAAAUGAAAGCGCUUAAGCAAAUUGCUUCAGAAAUUGGGGUUACCUUGUGUUUGGAGCAGGACCCUACAUUGAUAAAUAUGGAUAGAUUGAAUAUUGGUGAUCCUAAGCAUAAAGAAAAUAGCCAAAACGCCCCUAUUAAUAUCCAGAAUGAGAAUUUAGCUGAUAGGAAUGAAGAAAGGAAGAGGUACAAGGAUACAACGGCCGCUACUAAAGAAGCCUUGGAAUCUGAAUCUUCUGGGAUUGAAGCCAGUAAACACUCAAAUCAUAGAGUUGUUCUUGACAAGGUGCAUGUGCAUCCCACGACGAGCUCUAGUUCUAAUCAAGAGGAUGUGAUCAUAUCAACAAGCAACCACGGUAUUGAACAGAAGGAAUGGGAAAGGAGAGAACUUAAAAAACAAUUUGCAUGGGAGGAAUCUCGUUUAAGUCAAAUUCCAAGAGAUAAUGUGACAACAUCAAAAAGAGAGUUAGUUUCCAAGGAACAUGUAGAGGAAGCAAAUGGAGAGGGUAACAUGAUUGUUGAGUUGGGCUCAAUCAAGAGCUUCCAAUUGGAUAGCAAUGAUCACAACACUCAGUCUGAUGCAUCUACAGAAAAUAAACACUUGAGUGAACAAAGAAUUGACCCUUCCUCGCACGCUAUAAGAUGGAAUCCACAGAGGUCUCAAGCUGAUCCCGCUCUAAAUCAUAUGGUAAGAAGACCUGUGAUGGUAACUACGGGUAGAACAAAUUUCCCAAAGGGGAUACAUACGCAUCAUGAACACGUGGACUGGAAGAUGAUGUCAGUGAGGACAAGAUGAGCACAAAGAUGAAGCCAAAAAAAAAAUUGUGGAAAAUUCAGAUUGUUUUUCUUUUUUAUUUAUUCCUCAUUUGUUGUUUCUUCAAGAGUGUACAAAUUGGUAAUCCUCAAAAAGUAUUAAAAAAAUGCAAUUU